This is a messenger RNA of Rhineura floridana, 1113 nucleotides long. It is a transcript of the gene TATDN1, whose product is annotated as TatD DNase domain containing 1. Bases 195 to 1040 code for a protein of 281 amino acids. The transcript has 12 exons. Gene Ontology annotation, cellular component: cytosol. Lineage: Eukaryota; Metazoa; Chordata; Lepidosauria; Squamata; Rhineuridae. Gene Ontology annotation, molecular function: 3'-5'-DNA exonuclease activity. The record is from RefSeq and is a predicted model, not a curated record.
CUUGUUCUGGAUAGAGCCCGCUGUAGGGGAACGCCGAGGCUGAAAUGGUGGUACUCGUGGGAAAAGGCGCUUGAUCCUGCUAAUGAUGAUUCUUGAUAGGGGUGCAGAGCGGCGUCGAUCUGAAAAGCGUUUCGGAUCUCUGCAAGGAAACUUCUUUAUGCUUUGCGUAUAUCGGUAUUAACUUAACUGAUCCUAUGUUCAGAGGCAUAUACAGGGGUACUCAAAAACAUCAAGAUGACUUCUUGGAUGUGGUGGACAGAGCAGUCAAAAUUGGUGUUAAAAAGUUCAUGAUUACAGGUGGAAGUUUGCAAGAUAGUAAAGAUGCACUGCAGCUGGCACAGACAAAUGACAAGUUUUAUAGUACCGUUGGCUGCCAUCCUACCCGCUGUGGCGAAUUUGAGCAGGGCAACCCUGACCAGUAUUUAGCAGAGUUGCAAGGUCUAGCUGAGAAAAACAAAGGGAAGCUCAUAGCAAUCGGGGAGUGUGGCUUGGAUUUUGACAGAUUAGAAUUCUGCCCUAAGGCCACUCAACUCAAGUAUUUUGAAAAACAAUUUGAUUUAUCCGAGCAAACAAAAUUACCGAUGUUUCUGCACUGUAGGAAUUCACAUCCAGAAUUCGUAGAUAUAAUGAGGCGGAACAGAGAGAGGUGCGUAGGAGGAGUGGUACACUCUUUUGAUGGCACAAAAGAAGAGGCAGCAGCUAUAAUAGAGUUAGAUCUCUACAUAGGAAUAAAUGGUUGUUCACUGAAAACAGAAGCCAACUUAGAAACAGUGAGGUCAAUUCCCAGUGAAAGAUUAAUGAUAGAAACAGAUGCUCCUUGGUGUGGAGUGAAAAAUACCCAUGCUGGUUCAAAAUAUGUAAAAACUAUGUUCCCUACAAAAAAAAAGUGGGAACUGGAACACUGCCUGAAGGACAGAAAUGAACCUUGUCAUAUAAUCCAAAUACUGGAAAUACUAGCAGCAGUACGUGAAGAAGAUCCACUAGAACUGGCCAACAUGACAUAUAACAAUAGCAUUAAAGUCUUCUUCCCAGAUAUGUAAAGCAUUUAUGUAUUAUGAUAAAACCUGUUAAUCCUGUUUAUGAAGUAAAGAUUUAACUUUUCUCUGCAUCAAA